Messenger RNA from Pseudo-nitzschia multistriata, 2850 nucleotides. NCBI's taxonomy places the organism in Eukaryota, Bacillariophyta, Bacillariophyceae, Bacillariales, Bacillariaceae. The record is from the annotation of a GenBank genome assembly.
CAUAAGUGUACGGUACCGUUACGUAUGACGACAAAAGAGGAAAACAAAAUACCGCAAGGAAAACAAACGACAUCUAAUUCUGUGCUUGUUUGAWUGUUUGUUCGCAGGUUUGUGUAGGAGAAACCAGAGCUAGCCACCACCAUCGACACAAGCACASAAGGCAACCGCUACCGCAUGGCACCCCGUCACACCUCGCAUUCUGUUCGAAAGGCCGAUCGACUGAAUCCUUCCUCCCACGGCCCCAUGGCUUCGCGGAAAAACCGCAGGCAGUCGAAAGCGGCGAGCGACGAGGAUUCCAGGCGUCUCUUUGUCCCCGGCAUUGGCCCCCGCCGCCCUCGCCCCGCACCGGCCUUGUCCCUCCGGAAUUUGUGGCCKCUGCGCAAGCGGAGAAACGGAUCGGCCGGGGCGGCGGCGGGCGUUKGGCUCCUCGCCCUGUUCUCGCUGCUGCUGGCGCUCUGGAACCACCGGACACGGGGAGAGUWCGGGUAUCGCCUGGGCAUGCUCGCUCCGGGAAGCGGGGGGCACCCGUUCCCCGGUGUUUGCUCGCACCAGGUACUGAAUCCCCCGGUUGCGCGUUCCGGUGGGGGCCAGGCCUCCCCCCUCUCCCCCGCAGAGGGAUCCCUCGAMGCCAUGACCGCCCUGUGGGACACCGGUGGCGUGUCCUGUUUCGACAUCGACGUCGUCACCCUGUCGGACGGGAGCAUGGUGGCCUCGCACCCGAGGCGGCUGAACGCGGCCAUCGAACGGGCCCGUCUCGAGCGAAGUGCCGAGGGGAAGGACGGCCGGGCCCUCGAGGAACACACCCUGGGUUCCAUUCGGGAGUUGCUGGGUCUGCGGAAAGGGGACGAGAACGGCAACCUCCGUAGGGGGGUUGACACSGGGGCGGCCGCCUGCCCGUUUCCCCUCUUCGACGAGGAAGUCCUGCCGCAUUUUGCGGGACURGUCCGMGGAGUCCCCGGRGCGUUUUCUUCGGAGGCCUCGGCCGCSGCCCCCGAGUGGACCAUAAAGGGCCCCAUGCUCAACAUCGAUCUCAAGCAGGGCCCCUACCUGACGGAAGCCAGGGUUUUGAAACUAGCGGAACAAAUCCACACCCUCGGUUUGGAAGACUAUGCCGCCGUUUGUGUCAACCCGCCCCCCGCGGAGAAGGAAACCAGCACCGGUUCUCCUCCCCCACUGGACCUGCUGGAAGUCAUGCACGGCCACAACACGGAGGGCAGRCACAAACGCGAGGGUUCYGGACGAGGGAGACCAACCAUUCCCCUGGCACUGGUUCUCAGGGAUCUGGUUCCGGAAGACGGCGACACCGAUCGGRUUCGAAAGGUGGUGGAAGAACUGUAUCCCGAAAGCAUCCGGUCGCUGGUUCCCUCCUUCAAGUUUCCAAUAGAAUGGUACCGGAGCAUUCGGCAAGGCGGAAAGRACGGAGCGGGAGGCGCCCGAAAAAAUGAGUUGUGGAAGCUUCCCAUGACGGUUUGGACGAUCGAUUCCGCAGAGGACUAUCGAUAUGUUUCUUCCGUMACAAUGGAGGAUGCAACGAGCGGYAKYGGUGUWAACUACCCCCUGGCGUCGGCAGUGGUUGCCAACAAGCCAAUGGAAUUGAUCCGAUAACCGAUCGCUUUUCCGACUGGCGGAUGAGCUGCGGCGCGGUACGAYCCAGCGCCCGGAAGCACUCGUGUUCCUUGAARGAAAUUAACCGCGGGUCCCCGGCAAGCAAACCGAUACUGUGCAACGCCCGGAGUUCGUUCCGCAUUGCGCCAAAGUUACAUCCAUGGUUUGCUUCGUGCUUCAAACCGCAUUCGAAACGACCAAAAAUCAKYAAAGCACCGAGGGAUAUCGAUAUUGAAUGGAGCCAAUCAGUUUCCAUGUCUAUCGAACUAAAUGGAGUUCCAACGUGAGACAACAUCUGCACUAACAGAGAUCACUGCCUCGGCAAUAAGAGUUUCGUAGCCAUGGGAAAUCCUUUUUUUUUAAUACUCUGAAAGGACAGCUAGACGUAAAACAUGGCUUCRAUUGUUGUGAAAGUCGCCGUAAUCACGACAGAAUUAUUAUAGUGAACUUCUUUUAGAAUUUAUCAGAACUCGGCGGGGGAAAAACUGAAGUCCGAAACUUAUAGAGUGUAUUUUUUGUCUUCAAAUCGAGUUUGUCAUCGCGUAAUGGUGCCUUUUUGUUAUGCUUCCAGUUCCAUAGAGUUGUCGUCGCUAACUUUAAUUGUUGCCGUUGCUUUUCUUUCAGUUCCAUUGCCUUCGAUGGCUAAACUCCCAUCUGUGUCMGCGUUGGCUUUCUCUGAAUCAAUUCGGCCUUCGCCGCUCUCCCCGUCGUCUGGUUUCGAGUAGACGCUUGUUCUUCUCACUUCGCGUCUGGCAUUUGUGUAACUUCCAACCAAACAAAGGGCGGCMAAUGAAAGAACGAGGUACACAAUGAGGAUCGCAACAUUGAUCCUCGGUGAAAUUCCUGCUUCACUCAGCAGCGUGUAUACCAGUAGAGGAAGCCAUGAAAGGCAUUGCCCAGCAAACAAAAAUACRCCCAUCAUUUCCGUAUCUUGUCCUUCCGGGAUUAGAGCAGCGCCAAGCAAUUUGUCCAUGCUGUACUUCCAUCCACCGCAAAACCCAAUCAAAGCGACAAUCGCGUAUGCUCUCUUCGUUUGACCGACUCCAGACAAUACAGAGACGAACAACACAAUAACUAGCAUCAUAGAAACCAUGUUAAUCCUAGCAGAUCGGAUCGGGUCUAAUCGUGUUGCAAAGAUCUUGGCGACCACUGCACCCGGUACACUACCAGCCAAUGURAUGAUGAUAGUAAUUGAAGUCUGGAGUSCGUUGAGCUUCAUGAAAUCAGUAAAAUAUGUUACUGUGU